This is a messenger RNA of Argentina anserina (silverweed cinquefoil), 1135 nucleotides long. RefSeq lists its product as uncharacterized. NCBI's taxonomy places the organism in Eukaryota, Viridiplantae, Streptophyta, Magnoliopsida, Rosales, Rosaceae. The transcript is spliced from 9 exons. Bases 40 to 945 code for a protein of 301 amino acids. The record is from RefSeq and is a predicted model, not a curated record.
CUCAAAGCAGCGUCAGCAGAGACCAGAGAGCAGGCUACAAUGGAGUCUCAGAACCCAACUUUCGAACCGUUCCGACUAUUCUCAUCAUCAGGGUCAGGGUUAUUCGACCAACCAGAGCCCCCUCUUCCUCCUCCACCUCCUUGCAUCGAAGUGCUUCCCUCUCAGAUAUCGUGGUCUGGGAAGUUCAAUGUGGAGCCAGUAGAAUUGGGCGGACUUACAUUGCUCAAGGGCCGAGUUAGUACUCAAGAGGUUUUUACGCUGUCCAACUCUGAUUUAGUACCCGGGAAAUAUGAAGGGGGACUAAAGCUAUGGGAAGGUUCACUUGAUUUAGUAAAAGCUCUUAGCUCUGAAGUUAAGAAUGGACAGCUAUCAUUCUCUGGUAAACGAGUAUUAGAGCUUGGCUGUGGUCAUGGACUUCCUGGUAUCUUUGCCUGCCUUGAGGGUGCAGCUGCUAUUCAUUUCCAGGACUUCAAUGCUGAGGUCCUGCAAUGUCUCACAAUACCCAAUGUAAAUGCAAAUGUUCCUAGCGUGCAAUCCCCAACAUUGCAAGAGAAAAAGUGUGAUGGGGGAGCAGAAAUUCGUUUUUUUUCUGGCGACUGGCGUGAAGUCAAUGGCCUUCUUCCCUAUGCACAAAAUACUGAGAAGGAUGUUAAUGUUAGUUCAGGGCAAAGUGCAGAUGCUCUCUAUGAUAUUAUUUUAAUGGCAGAGACAGUUUACUCGAUCUCCACUCUGCAACAUCUCUAUGAACUCAUAAAGAAGUGCAUCACUCGUCCUCAUGGUAUAGUGUACUUAGCAGCCAAGAAGCAUUAUUUUGGAGUAGGAGGGGGAACUCGAAGGUUCCUAUCAGUGGUGGAGAAAGAUGGUGUUCUGGUUUCUAGCAUGGUUGCUGAAGUUGCAGAUGGCUCGUCUAACGUCCGAGAGGUGUGGAAGCUUUCAUUUAAGUAGGCUAGGGGUUCAUGUCAAUCCAACACUACCCUUUUUUCUGUCUGUUGUCUUCACUCAUCUCCCCUAGUGGAAAAUCUGGCCACUAACCUCUGAUAUAUAGAUUUAAUUCAACAACUGUACUUCUCAGUGACAGAAUAAUGUAAAAGAUGUUUGGUUACUACCUAUUAUAUUUUGUUGUCUUAGCCUCACU